AGGGCAGCCGGCAAAGGAUGGCCGAGAGCUCCAAACUCCAGCUCUUCGUCAAGGCGAGCGAUGAUGGGGAGAGCAUCGGGCACUGCCCCUUCUGCCAGCGCCUCUUCAUGAUUCUGCUGCUCAAGGGGAUCCCCUUUACUCUGACCAAAGUGGAUAUGAAGGGGGCCCCGGAUGUGCUGAAGGAUUUUGCCCCGGGAGCCCAGCUGCCCGUGCUGCUGUAUAAUGGGGAGCCCAAAACCGACACCAACAAGAUCGAGGAGUUCCUGGAGGAGACCCUGGGCCCCCCAAACUUCCCCAGUCUGGUUCCCCGGUACAAGGAGUCCACCACGGCCGGGAACGACAUCUUCCACAAGUUCUCCGUGUUCAUCAAAAACUCGCUGCCGGCCCAGGACGAGGUGCUACAGAAGAACCUGCUGAAGGCCCUCCUGAAGCUGGACAGGUACCUGAGCACCCCCCUGGAGUACGAGCUCGCCCGGGACCCCAGCCUCACCGUCUCCCAGAGGAGGUUCCUGGACGGCGAUCAGCUGACACUGGCCGACUGCAGCCUGCUGCCCAAACUUAACAUUGUCCAUAUCGUGUGCAAACACUACCGGCAGCUGGGGAUCCCCCAGGAGCUGCGCGGGGUCUGGCGCUACCUGGACAGUGCGGGUGAGGCCAAGGAGUUCAAAUACAGCUGCCCCAAGAGCGAGGAGAUCGUGCAGGCCUAUCGCACCGUGGUGAGGCCACUCAAGUAGCCAGAGCCCGAUGCUGCCUCUACUCAGCCUGGCGCUGCCUUGUGCCCGCUGCUCCCGGUGCCAGUGCUGGAGAGGGGCCUGGCGCUGCCCUGGUCCUCCUCCAUCUCUCUGCCUUGCUGCCCAUGAACAUCAGACAAGGGUUGAGGGAACUGGAGCCACUGCCCUUCUCACCGCCCCUGGGCUCAGCAGCCUCGGGGCUAGGCCAGCCUGGACUCCUGUGGGGCAGAGGUAGCUGCACCCCCUUCGCCAGUCAGGACUCUGCAGCAGAACACAGGACAGGACCGGACCUCCUGGCUCCUCAAACCCAGUCCCCAUCCCCUUCCUGUACUUAUUGGGGGGCAGGGGGGGCCUCAUUUGGCACCUCUUCCUCCCCUCCCCCCACACAACCCUCGCUGCCAGAGCCUCCUCUUGGCAACUCAGCUAACACUCCCCUUUCAGCUCCUGCUCCACCAUCUGCAGAGAGGGCAGCCUCGGGCUGUGGCCCCAGCCUGUGGAGAGGGCCACCCAGGGCAGGGCAGAUGAGCCCGGGAGAGGUGAGGGGCAGAGAAGAGCAGUGGGGGCUGAGAAAGUUGCAUGAUCCUCCCUGGCCAGGGGGUGCAGCCGCCCCUGGGCUCAGCCACGCUCUCGGCAGCGGUGCUGCUGGAGGGGCCAUGUCGGCAGUUACUGUUCGAAACAGUUCGAAACAGGCCAGGC
Chelonia mydas (Green sea turtle) is the source of this 1427-nucleotide messenger RNA. It is a transcript of the gene CLIC3, whose product is annotated as chloride intracellular channel 3. The transcript has 6 exons. Bases 18 to 734 code for a protein of 238 amino acids. The record is from RefSeq and is a predicted model, not a curated record. NCBI's taxonomy places the organism in Eukaryota, Metazoa, Chordata, Testudines, Cheloniidae.